Messenger RNA from Aplosporella prunicola CBS 121167, 1017 nucleotides. RefSeq lists its product as uncharacterized. Lineage: Eukaryota; Fungi; Ascomycota; Dothideomycetes; Botryosphaeriales; Aplosporellaceae. Gene Ontology annotation, biological process: cell redox homeostasis; cellular response to oxidative stress; cellular oxidant detoxification. Bases 79 to 873 code for a protein of 264 amino acids. Gene Ontology annotation, molecular function: thioredoxin peroxidase activity. Gene Ontology annotation, cellular component: mitochondrion; cytosol. The transcript has 2 exons. The record is from RefSeq and is a predicted model, not a curated record.
CAACACCACGCAAUCCUCACCCAAACCAUCCACAUCUCUCCGCCACAGCCUCGAGCAAUCGUCUCCAGAUCACGCAAAAUGGCUUCCUACGUGUCUCGUGCAGCUCCCAGAGCUUUCAACGCCUCUCUCCGCGCCGCGGUGCGCCCGCAGGCCGUUCUCCAGCGUGCCCAGCGCCCCGCUCAGCCGCUGUUCCGGCGCUUCAUCCAGGUGCCCGCCGAGCAGCCACGCCUGCGGCUGGGCUCAGUCGCACCGAACUUCAAGGCCAAGACGACGGGCGGCGAGCUCGACUUCCACCAAUGGAUCGGCAACAGCUGGGCGGUGCUGUUCUCGCACCCGGCCGACUUCACGCCCGUGUGCACGACGGAACUGGGCGCCUUUGCGAAGCUCAAGAACGAGUUCGACGCGCGCGGCGUCAAGAUGAUCGGGCUGAGCGCCAACGACCUCGGCUCCCAUGACCAGUGGGUCGCCGAUAUCAACGAGGUCUGCAGCACCAACGUCCAGUUCCCCAUCAUCGCCGACGCCGACCGCAAGGUCGCUUUCCUCUACGACAUGGUCACCGAGGAUGACAUGAAGAACAUUGAGUCCAAGGGCCUGCCCUUUACUAUUCGCUCCGUCUUCGUCAUCGACCCCUCCAAGAAGAUCCGUCUCAUGAUGAUCUACCCGGCUUCCACCGGCCGUAACACUUCCGAGGUCUUGCGUGUCAUUGACUCGCUGCAGCUGGGCGACAAGAAGGGCGUUGUUACGCCCAUUGACUGGCAGGCCGGCGAGGACGUCAUCGUUCCUCCCAGCGUCAGCACCGCCGAUGCGAAGAAGAAGUUCGGCGAGGUCAGGGAGCUCAAGCCCUACCUCCGCUACACCAACGUUGGCAAAUAAAGGAAGACCAAGCUUGGGUCUUGCUUGCUAGCCAGAGGUGAUGCAAAAAUGUGAAUACGACCGUAAAACUUAAUGUAGAAUACAAAAAUAGACGAGUGUGAGAAGCGUUUUGCUUGGCUGGUGAUCCUUCAGUGUCCAUAGAUG